GCGGUGCUGAUGACGUCGGCGGAGGGAAAUCCAAAAUAAAGAUCAACGAAGGAAGCUUAAAGUUAAAUUAAGCCAGACAGCGAUAGUAAAGUGGACAGCAACUGGUACAAAAAUGCAGAGGGCUUCCCGUUUGAAGCGUGAACUUCAGAUGCUGAGCACCGAGCCGCCUCCCGGGAUAACAUGCUGGCAAACCGAGGAACGGAUAGACGACCUCCGGGCACAGAUUGUGGGUGGAACAGGAACUCCUUAUGAGGGAGGACUCUUUUCCUUGGAGGUCAAAAUUCCUGAGAGGUACCCAUUUGAACCUCCUAAAAUACGAUUUUUGACCUCAAUCUACCAUCCAAACAUUGAUAAUUCAGGACGUAUCUGCCACGAUGCACUCAAACUCCCACCAAAGGGUGCCUGGAGGCCAUCUUUAAACAUCUCCACAGUUCUCACUUCCAUUCAGCUGCUGAUGGCUGAGCCCAAUCCAGACGACCCACUUAUGGCUGAUAUAUCAUCAGAGUUCAAAUACAACAAACACCUGUUCAUGGAGAAGGCCAGGAAGUGGACACAGGAACAUGCUGUUCAGAAGAACACUGGAGUUGUGGAGGACAACAAAGAAAAUGAUCAAGAUCAGAAAGCAUCGUCCCGAAAACGAGAGGCGCUCAAUGCACAGAAGGAGGCAGAAGAGCCAGCAAAGAGAACCUGUGUGUAGUUUCCACCUCACUUGUUAGAGCUGCAGGUAUCGCUCCACACGAACCACCAUGCCUUAUAUACUUCACAACUUUUAGAGACUGAUUUUAUUUUUUUUUUAUGUAGUGCUAAUACCAUCUUCCAUUUAUGAUGUAUAUGAAUGGAUAGGUGGAUUUUAAAAUCUACAUAUUUAUGUGUAUACGUAUGUUUAUGUUGUGAUAUUAAAGUUUAAGUUUAAUAAUGUA
Molecule: messenger RNA, 920 nt
Organism: Stegastes partitus (bicolor damselfish)
Lineage: Eukaryota; Metazoa; Chordata; Actinopteri; Pomacentridae
Gene: ube2t
Product: ubiquitin-conjugating enzyme E2T (putative)
Exons: 7
Coding region: 113-697 (194 amino acids)
Source: RefSeq, a predicted model, not a curated record